AACUUUUAGCAUGCAUUACUUUCCCAUCACAUCCACUUCGGUGAACUACGAAUGACACGUGGCUCAACCUAAGGAGUUUGUGAUAGUGUAUUAUCACAGACACCCUUCAUGCUAUCUCAUAUUAUAUGGCCAAGUCAACUGGUAAUACAUAAAAAGGAAAACUGAUAUAAACAGCUCUGUCAUUCUUCUUAUAUAUAUUCAUGAAAGCCUAUUUUGGUGGUUAGAACAUAGGAGAAGCAGAAGCAGAAGGAAGUGGGACAAAACAUGGGUAGAAAACUGGAUGCUUUGCUUGGCAGGGACUCGAAGACCAAAAUCAAAGCCCUUGCUAAGCUUGCCAUUUCCAGGGUUGCUAUCCUCAAGAACCAACGCCAAGUCCGGUGCUCUCAUGCCCGUUCUGAUGUCAAAGAACUCCUACAACUUGGUCACCAACAACGCGCUCUCCUUCGUGUUGAGCAUGUGAUAAAGGAGCAGAACAUGUUUGAUGUGUUUGUUAUGAUAGACUAUUACUGCAACCUCCUUCUAGAAAGAGUCAAGCUCAUCCAAAAGCACAAAGAUUGUGCUGAUGAAUUGAAAGAGACAACAUCAAGUUUGAUCUUUGCAGCUUCAAGGUGUGGAGAACUCCCAGAGCUUCAAGAGAUUCGUGGGAUUUUCACGUCAGUAUUUGGUAAGGAACUUGUUGCUCGUGCAGUUGAAUCACGAAACAAUUGUGGAGUAAAUCCUAAGAUGAUACAAAGGCUUUCAACAAGACAGCCAAGUUUGGAAAGUAGAUUGAAAGUCUUAAAGGAAAUCGCUUUUGAAUCUGAUAUCACUCUACAGUUAGAAGAAGAUACACCGACGACUGCCAAAGAAAAUCAGGAGAAGUUAGAUGUGGCCAAGAAUCAGAAGAAGAAGGACCAAACGCCUGUUACAUCUUCUAAUUUCAAUGAACCUGAGCUCGAUAAUGAAACCUCUAAUUUGCCUGAGAACAUAAAGCAGCAGGACAAAUUCUCUGAAUCAAUGAAAGGAAAGAAAAAGUACCAAGAUGUAGCAGCUGCAGCUCAAGAGGCGUUCAUAUCAGCAGCACAUGCAGCAGCAGCUGCAAGAGCUGCUGUCGAGCUCUCAACAUCCAAUUCCCAGGACCGAGAUGAUCAAAAUGGUUCUGAUCAUCAAGGAGGAACCAUAUCAGAAUUUGAUAAUUCUGGAAAAGCUCAAAUUCAAAUGGACACUUUUAAAGCUUCUAUGGAGACAGAUCACUGGGGUAGUAAACUCGGUUUUGAUAAGAUCCAUCUUGAUCCUAUCGACAAUCUCAGCAGAUCAGAAGGUGAAGACAUGAUAAAUAACAACUACAAAACGCAUCUCCAAAAGGUGGCAGAGAACAAAAUAAAACAAGAGAUAGAUAAGAAACUAUAUGCUUUAAGUUUGGGUUUAAACAAUCCCACCAACAUAUCCAGAGAGAGAAAAAUAGUUUCCCACAAUGAGCCGUCGAACAAUAGUAAAAUGGUGUUUAAAGGAAAUGUUGAUGGUCUCUCGGAUGUGGAUAUUAUUAGGCUUCCAUACCAAUCUCCAAGGUGGAUCUCACAAAAAUCUCAAGCUGAUUCCAAUUAAAGGAAAACCUUCACUGGAAAGACGGGAAGCUGGUAUCAGUGAGGAGUACAUGAGUCUAUGUUAGAGAAGAAAAAGCUUUUCUUCCUAACAUAUGAAAAGCUUUUCUUCCUAACAUUUACUAUAGUUUCAAGGAUUAUGGUUUUGAUUUCUUUAUUUCUUUACACAUAAAUUUUUGACACACAAACUUCAGUAUUUAGAUUUAGUAUUCGAAAUCUAUUGUAUUAGAUUUAUUCUUGGCACCAUCUAUAUAAGGUUCACUUUUAUUGAAC
This is a messenger RNA of Ziziphus jujuba (common jujube), 1853 nucleotides long. RefSeq lists its product as uncharacterized. The coding region runs from base 265 to 1584 and encodes 439 amino acids. Gene Ontology annotation, biological process: protein transport. NCBI's taxonomy places the organism in Eukaryota, Viridiplantae, Streptophyta, Magnoliopsida, Rosales, Rhamnaceae. The record is from RefSeq and is a predicted model, not a curated record. The transcript has 5 exons.